Messenger RNA from Closterium sp. Yama58-4, 1533 nucleotides. NCBI's taxonomy places the organism in Eukaryota, Viridiplantae, Streptophyta, Zygnematophyceae, Desmidiales, Closteriaceae. The record is from the annotation of a GenBank genome assembly.
AUGCCUGACAGAAGGAUGCUGCAGCAACGUCAAUCUCACACUGCAUCCGCUGCUGCCACGGCGGCAUGGCGGCCGGCGUCAUUCACGCAGGUGAUGCGGUCCGUCUCUCCUGCAUAUCAGCUCAGGCGAAUUCCGGCCAGCAGGACGACGAUUCAUGCCCAUCAUCAAGAGCAAGUUAUGACUAAUGAUGAUCCGGAGGCGGGAAGCGCUAGCGGCACCACCAGUCAUGUAAACCAUGUGCAUGACAGCAAUCACGAUGAAAGUCAAGGUGAUGGUAAUCGUGAGGAUGUUUAUGAUGGUAAUCAUGACGAGGCUUUGACGCCAGGAAUGGAAUUGGAUGGUGAUGAGCAGCAGCAGCAGCAGCCGCCGCAGCAGCCAAUCAGUGCUUCAAUGCUGAUGCUGCAGCACUACCGGAAUCUUGGAGGCGGCGUACCCACUGACCAUUUCCCCUCAACCAUCUCCCCAAGACAGCAUCUCUUCCCCAGCUUCUCCCAACCCCAGCAACACCCGAUGUCCCUGCCCGAUCCACGCGCCUCAUCUUAUCAUCCCGGUCAUCUCAUUCCUCGCCCACCAGGCCAGCUCUUUGGCCCAGCUGUCUACCUGGCUGCUGCAGCACCUCACGCGGCCCCAGGAGCAGCAUCUAUGGGAGCAGCAUAUGCGGGAGCAGCGUCUAUGGGAGCAGCAUCUGUGGGAGCAGCAAAUGUUCCUGUCGAGCCAACCCAAGAUGUUUUCUCGAGCGCAGUCGCGGCAGCACACGCAGUCCAGGGAGCAGCAAUUGUUCCUGUCCAGGAUGUCUCCGCACGCGCAGUUGCUGCGCGCGGCGAGGUUUUAGAAGCACCAUUCCCCGCAUCAGAACGCCUUCAACAGCAGCCAGAAGCCUGUUACCUUGCUUCUGCUUCGCCUGAGAUUGCGCUUUCUGCAAUGUUUCAGCCUGGGGGUCUAACCACUUCAUCUGCAGCAGCAGCUGCUGCUCACAUGCGGCCCAUUGGGGGAAUGGGAUCAGCCGCUGGUGGGGAUGGUGGUGUUGUCUCUGUUAAAGCCACAGCUGUUUUUCAACUGCCCAAUUUUCUGCUGCCCGGUUUUCAGCUGCCCGGUUUCCAGGUGCCCGGGAGGCCUCUCCCUCCGCCACCUGUCAUCACGCACACGUGGGCGGGGCGAACAUUGCCACAGCCUGCUGCCUCCGCCUGCUCCCCUGCUGCCACAGCUCGUGUUCCCACAGUCUUUGUUCAGGCUGCUGCAUCUGCCAAUGGUUCGUUUGAGGAUGACUCAAUAUCUGCAUCUUCAUCAUUUCCGUACCCUGGGGAUGUAGAGUUGGGCGGAAACAUUAUUGUAGCUGGUGCUGCUGCUGCUGCUGGUGGUGGUGGUGCUGCUGCUGCUGGUGGUGUGGCUUCAGGGCGUGGCGGCAGUGUGGGAGCAGCAGCAGCAGCAGCAGCAGCAGCAGCAGCAGCUGAUGUUAGUGCUGCUGGUACAGCAGCAGGUGCCAACAUUGCUUCAUGCUUGCAUGCCACCUCGAAGCCGCCUUUAAAAUGGUGA